Triticum aestivum (bread wheat) is the source of this 1153-nucleotide messenger RNA. Its product is annotated as LOB domain-containing protein 41. Gene Ontology annotation, biological process: regulation of gene expression. Bases 139 to 1011 code for a protein of 290 amino acids. The record is from RefSeq and is a predicted model, not a curated record. NCBI's taxonomy places the organism in Eukaryota, Viridiplantae, Streptophyta, Magnoliopsida, Poales, Poaceae. The transcript has a single exon.
AACCAAACUCACCACCAUCACACACACACACACACACCAGCAAAAAUAUUCCAACGAAGCAAGAAGAUCAUCGAUCGAUCUCCAACUCCAACAACUCCGGCGCCGGGCUUUGAUCGGAAGGGAAGAAGGAGGAGGAGGAUGCGGAUGAGCUGCAACGGGUGCCGGGUGCUCCGCAAGGGGUGCGGCGAGGGCUGCACCAUCCGCCCCUGCCUGGAGUGGAUCCGGAGCCCCGACGCGCAGGCCAACGCCACCGUCUUCCUCGCCAAGUUCUACGGCCGCGCCGGCCUGCUCAACCUCCUCGCCGCCGAAGACGCCGCCCUCCGCCCGGCGCUCUUCCGCUCGCUGCUCUACGAGGCCUGCGGCCGCAUGGUCAACCCUGUCUACGGCUCCGUCGGCCUGCUCUGGUCCGGCCAGUGGGGGGCCUGCCAGGCCGCCGUCGAGGCCGUGCUCAAGGGUCGCCCCAUCGUCCGCGUCACGUCCGACGCGCCCCUCACGGCGUGCGACAUCCGCCAUGUCGCCAAGGCCGACCGCCCUGCUGCGGCGGCCGACACGCCCCUCGGCGUCUCGCGCGCCGGGCGCACCGGGUUCAAGCGCGCGUCCUCCUCCACGGCCAAGUCCAAGUCCAGGACCUCCUCCGGCGCCAAGCGCGACGAUGGGCUCGACCAAGCGCCGAGCCACGAGGAGUCGGCCGGCAGCCACGACCACGGCAGCCACGUUGAGGACGACGGCAUGGCAGUCGAGCAGACGAGGGGAGAAGAGUCGUCCGAGGGCACCGAGGUUGACGCGGGCUCGCACGUGAGCCAAGCAGAGCACAGCCCCGUGCCGCCGGUGGCCCAGGACGAGCAGGAGGCGCAUGGCGACGAAAUCGGGCUGGAGCUGACGCUGGGGUUCCAGCCGGUCACCCCGCGCGUGGUGGCGAGGUCGCCGCCGGCAGGGGCACGCUUCGGCGCCGGCAGCUCGAGCGAAGAGUCCGGCCACAUCGGCCUGCUGCUUGAGCUGCCCGUGGCAUAGAGACGCGGCCGGCGACAGUGCCUUUCUUGAAACUAGCUGCAGAGAUAGAGUCAUCAGUUUUGGGAUCGUGUCAUGCACCUUCGUGGUUGUUGUUUUUUCUCUUUUCCCCAUUUUAGAAUAGAGAUAGCAGUGGAAUCUUGUA